AUGGCGGACAUGGACGCGCCGCCACCUCCGCCGCCCUCGGAUCCGAUCCCGCCUCCGCCUCCUCCACCGAGCGACCCAGUUCCUCCGCCUCCUCCACCGAGUGAUCCCAUACCUCCCCCACCGCCACCGGCGACGAAUGGACACGAAGACGAUGAACACUUCCAGCCGCGCGUGGAUCUGCCCAAGAAGCGAAAGCUAGAGCCGAGGCCCAAAGUUGCCCCGCUCAGUGUAGAAGAACUUCUUGCCCGGAAGAAAGCCCAGGAUGCUGCAGCAGCAAAGCCAAAGUUCUUGUCGAAGAAGGAAAGAGAACGCCUUGCGAAGGAGAAGGGAGCGCGGGAAGCUCAGGCACAGAAAGCAAACGAGCCCAAGGAACCAGAAAGAGUGGCGCCAAAUGGCCCAUGCGGACGACCCACGGGCCCGAGAUCGAUGAGAGAUGGAGGUCGUGACGCGCCAAGAGGGCCAGCAGCCAUGCGAACUCAAUUGCCGAACAAGGGAUACGAUAUGCAACCUCCGCCACCUCCCUCGCGGGACGCGAAGAUUGUUGAUGGCCCAAAGUCGAACAAGAAACAGUCAGAGAGGGAAGUUGAGGCUGAGAUGACCAAGCAGCGGUACAUGGGCGCCGACACGAACACAUCCACGUUCUCGGCCAAGAAGAAGCGCAAGCGGACGACAGAGAAGAAGUUCAACUUCGAAUGGAACACCGAGGAAGACACGAGUCCGGACUACAACCCGAUAUAUCAAUCCAGGCAGGAGAACAGUUUCUUCGGACGCGGCAGACUUGGCGGCUUCACAGACGAUAGUACGGACAAGCAAGCGCAACAAUAUGCCGCAGCAAUCGCAGCGAGAGAUCCCGAGGCCGGAAGGGAAAGAGCGCAGGCCAUCCUUGAGGCAGAACGCAAACGACGAGAAGAAGGCGGCAGGACUGGCGUGGAGAAGCACUGGAGCGAAAAGAAGUUGGAGAACAUGCGGGAAAGAGACUGGCGUAUUUUCAAGGAGGACUUCAACAUCGCAACCAAGGGAGGAUCCAUACCGAAUCCCAUGCGCAGUUGGGCAGAGUCUGGACUACCGAAACGCAUUCUGGAUAUUGUCGAUCAAGUGGGAUAUACCGAGCCAUCUGCCGUGCAGCGUGCAGCUAUUCCCAUUGCUUUGCAAUCACGGGACCUUAUCGGUGUCGCCGUCACUGGUUCUGGUAAAACUGCUGCUUUCCUGUUGCCCCUUCUGGUUUACAUUUCGGAGCUUCCUGCACUGAACGAGCAGACCAGCAACGAUGGUCCAUACGCAAUUAUCCUCGCUCCGACCCGUGAACUGGCGCAGCAGAUUGAGAUUGAAGCGAAGAAGUUCGCAACACCAUUGGGCUUUACUUGUGUCUCCCUUGUUGGUGGACACAGUAUCGAAGAGCAAAGUUACAAUAUGCGAAACGGUGCCGAAAUCAUCAUUGCGACACCCGGUCGUCUCGUGGAUUGUAUUGAGCGUCGUGUCUUGGUGCUCAGCCAGUGUUGCUACGUCAUCAUGGAUGAAGCAGACAGAAUGAUAGAUCUCGGGUUCGAAGAGCCGGUGAACAAGAUUCUGGACGCGCUGCCAGUCUCGAACGAGAAGCCAGAUACCGAAGAAGCCGAGAACUCGAUGAUGAUGUCUUCCCAUCUCGGCGGACGAGAUCGAUACCGACAGACAAUGAUGUACACAGCUACUAUGCCGGCAGCUGUGGAGCGCAUCGCUCGCAAGUACCUCCGUCGCCCGGCACAGGUCACUAUCGGCAAUGUCGGCGAAGCAGUCGACACUGUUGAGCAACGUGUCGAGUUUCUCCAAGGAGAAGACAAGCGCAAGAAGCGCCUCGGCGAGAUCCUCAACUCCCGCGAGUUCGCACCACCCAUCAUCGUCUUCGUCAACGUCAAGCGCAAUUGCGACAGUAUUGCUCGUGAAAUCCAACGAAUGGGCUUUUCCAGUGUCACGCUCCAUGGUUCGAAAACACAAGAUCAGCGUGAAGCCGCUCUCGCCUCUUUGCGCGAUGGUAGUACCCAGGUCCUCGUGGCGACCGAUCUGGCAGGUCGUGGUAUCGAUGUGCCGGACGUCUCGCUGGUUGUCAACUUCAACAUGGCCACGAAUAUUGAAAGCUACACUCACAGAGUUGGUCGCACAGGUCGUGCGGGAAAGACCGGUGUAGCGAUUACGUUCUUGGGCAAUGAGGAUGCGGAUGUCAUGUAUGAUCUCAAGCAGAUGAUCAGCAAGAGCAGUAUCUCGCACGUGCCUGAGCAGCUACGAAAGCAUGAGGCGGCACAGCAGAGGACAGGCAAAGGGCAGAAGAAGAACAUCGAGGACAGUGGAGGAUUCGGUGGGAAGGGUGGAUGGGGAUAG
Molecule: messenger RNA, 2352 nt
Organism: Fulvia fulva
Lineage: Eukaryota; Fungi; Ascomycota; Dothideomycetes; Mycosphaerellales; Mycosphaerellaceae
Product: Pre-mRNA-splicing ATP-dependent RNA helicase prp28
Exons: 2
Coding region: 1-2352 (783 amino acids)
Biological process (GO): mRNA splicing, via spliceosome
Cellular component (GO): catalytic step 2 spliceosome
Molecular function (GO): RNA binding; RNA helicase activity; ATP binding
Source: RefSeq, a predicted model, not a curated record